Messenger RNA from Caretta caretta (loggerhead turtle), 8856 nucleotides. The record is from RefSeq and is a predicted model, not a curated record. NCBI's taxonomy places the organism in Eukaryota, Metazoa, Chordata, Testudines, Cheloniidae.
UGCGUAGGACCAGCCUCGCAGGGGGAAGGGAGGGCAGGAGGCUGUCCCGGGCCCAGGUGAAUGGAGGAACCUGACAGCUGGGGGGAGUGAGGCGGCGGCGGCGGGGAAAUGGCGGCGGGAGCAGCACAAUGAGACGCGGCCUGUAGUCUGGAAGCUCUGGGCUGGGUCCAGUCCGGCAGGUUACCUAGGGUGAAACAAAAUUACAGGCUUGGAAACUCUGGAAAAGCUCUGUAGCAGCAUUAGAGAGCAGAAGCUUGCAAAUGAUGCAAUUAAUGUACAAACUGAUAUCAUGAUGUCAAAAUGCAGUUCAAAGAACACAAACACAGAUCUAAGAAAUUAAAACGCAGGUCAGGAAGAAUCCGUCAGGAACUCCAGCUGUUGACAAUACUACAUGGGUUAUAGAGGAAGCUCUUCAGAGGCAGUUGACUGAGAAGAAGGAACGGAGAGGGUGUGUGGCAGGCAGCACCCCAUGUACCAGCACAUGAGUACGCGGCUCCAGAGGGCACUAGAGCCAGCCUGACGGAUACCACCGAGGGAAAAAAUCUCCGGCAACGGUGCACACCCCUAACAUGGAAUGUGAGCAACACAUCUUGAAGAACAACAGUUACGGAAGUAAGCUGUGCUGGAACAAAAAUGCAAUGAAAGAAACACUGGAUGAAUGAAUGAAUGAAAAGCCCUGCUUUGCAAUCCCUCAGCAUGGCAGGACUGCAGCUUAUGACCCCUGCUUCCUCACCAAUGGGUCCUUUUUUUGGACUGCCAUGGCAACAAGAAGCAAUUCAUGAUAACAUUUACACGCCAAGAAAAUAUCAGGUUGAACUGCUUGAAGCAGCUUUGGAUCAUAAUACGAUAGUCUGUUUAAACACUGGCUCAGGGAAGACUUUUAUUGCAGUACUACUUGCUAAAGAGCUGUCCUAUCAGAUCAGGGGAGACUUCAACAAAAAUGGAAAGAGAACAGUUUUCUUGGUCAACUCAGCAAAUCAAGUUGCUCAGCAAGUGUCAGCUGUCAGGACCCAUUCAGAUCUGAAGGUGGGGGAGUAUUCAGUUUUAGAAAUAAUUGAAUCAUGGACAAAGGAGAAGUGGAAUCAAGAAUUUGCUAAACAUGAGGUUCUGGUUAUGACAUGUCAUGUCAUUUUGAAUGUUUUAAAAAAUGAAUACUUAUCCCUGUCAAACAUUAAUCUUCUGGUGUUUGAUGAGUGCCAUCUUGCAAUCCAGGACCAUCCGUAUCAAGAAAUUAUGAAGAUCUGUGAGAACUGUCCAUCCUGUCCUCGAAUCCUGGGAUUAACAGCUUCCAUUUUAAAUGGGAAAUGCGAUCCUGCUGAGUUAGAGGAGAAGAUUCAGAAACUGGAGAAAAUCCUAAAGAGCAAUGCUGAAACUGCAACUGAUUUGGUGGUCUUAGAUAGAUAUACUUCUCAGCCAUGUGAGAUUGUGGUAGAUUGUGGACCAUAUACCGACAAAAGCGGGCUGUAUGAAAGAUUGUUAAAAGAAUUGGAUGAAGCACUUAACUUUCUAAAUGACUGCAACAUAUCUGUACAUUCAAAAGAAAGAGACUCUACGUUAAUUUCUAAACAGAUACUGUCAGACUGUCGAGCUGUGUUGGUUGUUCUGGGACCCUGGUGUGCAGAUAAGGUAGCUGGAAUGAUGGUGAGAGAGCUACAGAAGUACAUCAAACAUGAGCAAGAGGAGCUGCACAGGAAAUUUUUAUUGUUUACAGACACUUUCCUAAGGAAAAUACAUGCACUGUGUGAAGAGCACUUCUCACCUGCCUCACUUGAUCUGAAAUUUGUAACCCCGAAAGUAAUAAAACUGCUUGAAAUCUUGCGCAAAUAUAAACCAUAUGAGCGGCAGCAGUUUGAAAGUGUUGAGUGGUAUAAUAAUAGGAAUCAGGAUAAUUAUGUGUCUUGGAGUGAUUCUGAAGAUGAUGAUGAGGAUGAAGAAAUUGAGGAGAAAGAGAAGCCAGAGACAAAUUUCCCUUCUCCCUUUACUAAUAUUUUAUGUGGAAUUAUUUUUGUGGAAAGGAGAUACACAGCAGUCGUCCUAAACAGGUUGAUAAAGGAAGCUGGAAAACAGGAUCCAGAACUGGCUUACAUCAGUAGCAAUUUUAUAACUGGACAUGGCAUUGGAAAGAAUCAGCCUCGUAACAAACAGAUGGAAGUGGAAUUCAGAAAACAAGAAGAGGUACUUAGAAAAUUUCGAGCACAUGAGACCAACUUACUUAUUGCUACUAGUAUUGUUGAAGAGGGUGUUGACAUACCAAAAUGCAAUUUGGUGGUUCGUUUUGAUUUGCCCACAGAAUACCGUUCCUAUGUGCAGUCCAAAGGAAGAGCCAGGGCACCAAUCUCAAAUUACAUCAUGUUAGCAGACACAGACAAAAUCAAAAGUUUUGAAGAAGAUCUUAAAACCUACAAAGCAAUUGAGAAGAUCCUCAGAAACAAAUGCUCAAAGUCUGUUGAUACUAGUGAAACUGAAACCGAAUCCAUCGUGGAUGAUGAUGAUAUCUUUCCACCCUAUGUGUUGAGGCCAGAUGAUAGCAGUCCAAGAGUUACAAUUAACACUGCGAUUGGACACAUCAAUAGGUACUGCGCAAGAUUACCAAGCGAUCCAUUUACUCAUCUGGCUCCUAAGUGUAAAACCCGAGAACUGCCUGAUACUACAUUUUAUUCAACUCUCUACCUGCCAAUCAACUCACCUCUUCGAGCCUCUAUUGUUGGUCCUCCAAUGAGUUGUGCAAGACUGGCUGAGAGAGUGGUAGCUCUUAUUUGCUGUGAAAAGCUUCACAAAAUUGGUGAACUGGAUGACCACUUGAUGCCGGUUGGAAAAGAAACGGUUAAGUAUGAGGAGGAGCUUGAUUUACAUGAUGAAGAAGAAACCAAUGUUCCAGGAAGACCAGGAUCUACAAAACGAAGGCAGUGCUACCCUAAAGCUAUUCCAGAAUGUUUGAGAGAUAGUUACCCCAAACCUGAUCAUCCCUGUUAUCUGUAUGUAAUAGGAAUGGUGUUAACUACCCCUUUGCCUGACGAGCUCAACUUUAGGAGGCGAAAGCUGUAUCCUCCUGAGGAUACAACAAGAUGCUUUGGAAUACUGACAGCCAAACCUAUACCUCAGAUUCCUCACUUUCCUGUGUACACACGUUCUGGAGAGGUUACUAUAUCUAUUGAGCUAAAGAAGUCUGGUUUUAUGUUGUCUUUACAAAUGCUUGAGCUGAUCACAAGACUUCACCAGUACAUUUUCUCACACAUUCUUCGGCUUGAGAAACCUGCACUAGAGUUCAGACCUACAGAAGCUGAUUCAGCCUAUUGUGUUCUACCUCUUAAUGUUGUUGAUGACUCCAGCACUUUGGACAUUGACUUUAAGUUUAUGGAAGAUAUUGAAAAAUCUGAAGCACGUACAGGCAUUCCCAGUACAAAGUACACAAAAGAAACUCCAUUUAUUUUCAAAUUAGAAGAUUACCAGGAUGCAGUUAUCAUUCCAAGGUAUCGAAAUUUUGAUCAGCCUCAUCGAUUCUAUGUAGCUGAUGUAUACACUGAUCUUACUCCACUGAGUAAAUUUCCUUCCCCUGAAUAUGAAACUUUUGCUGAAUAUUAUAAAACAAAGUAUAAUCUUGACCUGACCAAUCUCAACCAGCCACUGCUGGAUGUGGACCACACAUCUUCAAGACUUAAUCUUUUGACUCCUCGCCAUUUGAAUCAGAAGGGGAAAGCUCUUCCACUAAGCAGUGCUGAGAAGAGGAAAGCUAAGUGGGAAAGUCUGCAAAAUAAGCAGAUAUUGGUUCCGGAACUCUGUGCUAUACAUCCUAUUCCAGCAUCGCUGUGGAGAAAAGCAGUUUGUCUCCCUAGCAUACUUUAUCGUCUGCACUGCCUGUUGACAGCUGAGGAACUGAGAGCCCAAACAGCCACUGAUGCUGGUGUAGGGGUUAAAUCACUUCCUGCAGACUUCAGAUAUCCUAACCUGGACUUCGGGUGGAAAAAGUCCAUUGACAGCAAAUCCUUCAUCUCUAUUCCUAGCUCCACUUUAGCAGAGAAUGAAAAUUACUGUAAGCACAGCACAAUUGUAGUCCCUGAAAAUGCUGCACAUCAAGGUGCUACAAGAGCCUCCUCUGCAGAAAAUCAUGACCAAAUGUCUGUGAACUACAUAACAUUGCUCAAUGAGUCACCCAGUAAACUCCAAAUUGAUGUAUCGGUAGAACUUGCAGCAAUUAAUGGUGUUUCUUAUAAUAAAAAUCUUGCCAAUGGCAAUUGUGAUUUAGUUAACAGAGACUUUUGCCAAGGAAAUCAACUGAAUUACUGCAGGCAGGAAAUACCUGUACAACCAACUACCUCAUAUCCCAUUCAGAAUUUAUACAACAGUGAGAACCAGCCCAAGCCCAGCAAUGAAUGUACUCUACUGAGUAAUAAAUACCGUGAUGGAAAUGUUAACAGAUCUACCUCAGAUGGAAGCCCCAAAAUGGCAGUGACCACCAGUACUUCAGAAGCUCUUAAUUUUUCAACAGACAGAAUGGAUUCUGAAAAGAACUGUUCUAGUGGAUACUCCUCAAAAACUCUUGGCCCAAACCCUGGUCUCAUUCUUCAGGCUUUGACGCUUUCAAAUGCUAGUGAUGGAUUUAAUCUAGAGCGGCUCGAAAUGCUUGGUGAUUCAUUUUUAAAGCAUGCCAUCACUACAUAUUUGUUUUGCACUUACCCAGAUGCUCAUGAGGGACGCCUGUCAUAUAUGAGAAGUAAAAAAGUCAGCAAUUGUAACUUGUAUCGUCUUGGGAAGAAGAAAGGGCUGCCUAGUCGUAUGGUGGUAUCUAUUUUUGAUCCACCCGUCAAUUGGCUCCCUCCUGGUUACAUAGUAAACCAAGACAAGAGUAACGCAGACAAAUGGGAGAAAGAUGAAAUGACAAAAGAAAGCUUGUUAGCUAAUGGUAAACUUGAUGACGAUUAUGAUGAUGAGGAGGAUGAAGACCUAAUGUGGAGGUUACCCAAGGAAGAAGCUGACCUUGAAGAUGAUUUUUUGGAAUAUGAUCAGGAACAUAUCAAAUUCAUUGAUAAUAUGUUAAUGGGAUCUGGGGCUUUUGUGAAGAAAAUUUCUCUCUCACCCUUUUCAACCACUGAUUCCAGCUAUGAAUGGAAAGCACCCAAAAAAUCAUCCCUGGGUAACAUUCAAUUUUCUUCAGAUUUUGAUGAUUUUGACUACAGUUCUUGGGAUGCUAUGUGCUAUCUGGAUCCUAGCAAGGCUGUCGAAGAAGAUGAUUUUGUAGUAGGCUUCUGGAAUCCGUCAGAAGAAAACUGUGGUGUUGACACAGGGAAACAGUCAAUCUCGUAUGACUUGCAUACGGAGCAGUGUAUUGCCGACAAAAGCAUUGCAGAUUGUGUGGAAGCCUUGCUGGGUUGCUAUCUGACCAGCUGUGGUGAAAGAGCUGCUCAGCUUUUCCUGUGUUCAUUAGGGCUGAAGGUGCUCCCAGUAAUGAAAAAAACUGAGUGGAACAGCACUUCGUGUUCUAGCAGGGAGAAUUUUAACAGUCAACAGAAAAAUCUUUCACCAAACUGUGCUUCUGCCUCUGUAGCCAAUUCAGAGUGUUCUCUGUGUAAAGAAAUGGAGUAUGGCUGUUUGAAGAUUCCACCAAGGUGUAUGUUUGAUCACCCAGAUGCUGAAAAAACCCUGAAUCACCUGAUAUCUGGUUUUGAAAAUUUUGAGAAGAAAAUUAACUACAGUUUUAAGAAUAAGGCUUAUCUUCUUCAGGCAUUUACUCAUGCCUCCUACCAUUACAAUACCAUUACUGAUUGUUACCAGCGCUUGGAAUUCCUGGGAGAUGCAAUUUUGGACUACCUCAUAACCAAGCACCUUUAUGAAGACCCACGGCAGCACUCUCCAGGAGUUCUAACUGACCUACGAUCCGCUCUAGUCAAUAAUACCAUCUUUGCAUCAUUAGCUGUAAAGUAUGACUACCACAAGUACUUCAAAGCUGUCUCUCCUGAGCUGUUCCAUGUUAUUGAUGACUUUGUACAGUUUCAGAUGGAAAAGAAUGAAAUGCAAGGAAUGGAUUCUGAGCUCAGAAGAUCUGAAGAGGAUGAAGAGAAGGAAGAAGAUAUUGAAGUACCAAAGGCCAUGGGAGAUAUAUUUGAGUCAUUGGCUGGUGCCAUUUAUAUGGAUAGUGGGAUGUCUUUGGAAAUGGUUUGGCAUGUGUACUAUCCUAUGAUGAGGCCAUUAAUAGAAAAGUUUUCUGCAAAUGUGCCUCGUUCCCCAGUGCGGGAGCUGCUGGAGAUGGAACCAGAGACAGCCAAGUUUAGUCCUGCAGAAAGAACUUACGACGGAAAGGUCAGAGUAACUGUGGAAGUUGUAGGGAAAGGAAAGUUUAAAGGUGUUGGCAGAAGCUAUAGGAUUGCCAAAUCUGCAGCUGCAAGAAGAGCACUACGAAGCCUCAAAGCAAACCAACCUCAGGUCCCAAACAGCUGAGACGCCUCUUAAAAAAAAAAAAAAAACAUUAAAAAAAAAAUUUAAAAUCCCACAUUUUUUUUUUUUUAAAGUUAAUGUUGAGAGGAACAAAUUGAAGACAGAAUUUAACGUUUGUUUGAUAACAGAAUAGCUAACAAAACAUUUAACAUGUAAAAUUUUGGAACUAAUUGUAGGUAUAGGUUUUUGCGCAAACACAAUCUUGUCUUCUUUCCUCACUUCUGCUUUGUUUAAUCACAAGAGUGCUUUAAUGAUGACAUUUAGUUAGUGUUCAAAGAAUUGUUGUCAGGUUUUUUUGGUUUAUUUUUAUUGUCAGUACAGCUUUGCUUAGUGUUAGAAGGACAGGGAUCUUAUGCCUAAUGCAGAUGCUUGAUUUAUACAUAGUAAUCUUGAAACUCCUCAAUCUGUGCACUAGUGCCAGUCAUGAAGCAGUUUAUAAACUGUACCGGAUGAUUUGGUAUAAGAGAGAAUAGGUGUGCCAGUAUUGUCGUCCCUUCACCCACCCCCAUCCCCACCUCCCAUGUCAUCUUUGCAUCAAGAUGGCAUUCUCAGUCAUUAUUGCACUUAUUUGUUAGGGACAGGUUUUUCUUUGAAAUGGCUGGCAUACUGGCAGAAAUAAAUUUCAACUUCCUGAUGCCACAUAGUCUUGCAUAAAAAGGUUCUUGCCUUAAAAGUAAAUAAACCCUCAUUAAUAAUCUUUAAUUUCUGAUCUUUUUGGAACAAACUUGUUUUACAUUCCCUUCAUUUUUAUUAUGCAUUUUAUGAUGAUACAACUCUAUUUACAGUACAACACAUUAGUGUAGCUGUGACUUAACUUAUUAGGGUUAUAAUAGAAAUUGUAUUCAUAUAUGUGUAAUGAGGUUAUUUUUAACAAUUCAGAGGAGGUGGUUCGUCUACAGAUUUUUUUUUUUUUUUUAAAUACUACAAAUAAAAAAUGGUCUUUGGCUAAAAUUCCAAUUUUACACAAACCUGCAAACUAGAUAGUUCCAAGACUUGGAAACAAAUAGUAAUGAAAAAUUGCACAGUUCAGGCUGUUGCGCUAACAAAAUAACCUUAGACAUAUCACACCUAAAAUAUGCUGCAGAUUUUAUAAUCAGUUGGUUACUUAUUUAACAAAUGGAGCACCUUUACACUUAGAAAUAUUUCCACAUAAAUUUCUUACUGUGCUUUUCACAGAGUUGCAUGCAUAUUUCACUUACCAAAGCUGUGCUGUUAAAUGCCAUGAAAGCUGAUGUUUGAGAUAAACUGCCGUACUUUUGAUAAAUCUGUGAUUUAGGUCCUUAAUUUGGAGAAACUAGUUCAUUGUAGUUUGUUUAUUGGAAAAAAAUCAUACAUUUUUAGGCUUUGCCUAAAUCCUACAUGUUUCUUUAAUUAGAUUUUUGUAGGCACUCUUCACUUAAAUACCUCAGUUCUGUUCUGUUCUUUUCUUUUUUGCAUGCAUUGUUUUUUUGUUUUGUUUUUGUUUUGGUGCUAUGUUUAUAUAUUAUGCUUGAAAUUUUAAUUUUUUGCACUGUAACUAUAAUACCUCUUAAUUUACCUUUUUUUUAAAAGCUGUGGGUCAGUCUUGCACUCCCACCAAUAUCAGCAGAGAUUUGCUGCAAUUUUGCCCUGUUAAUUAUGCUUGAAGUUUGAGAAAGCUGAGCAAGGCGUUUUAAUGAUUUCCAGCACAUUGGUCUGAACUUGGUGCUGUUUUAUGUGUUAAAAUUACAAAUAAAUACUGUAUUUCCUGCUUUGAAAACCCCACUCCCUUCCAUACACUUUCACUAAACAAACAACAACAAAAAACCAAACCCUGUCAGCUCUAGCUUUCUAGAAAAUAGAAAACAAAAGCCCUAGUGCAGGGGAUGGACAUUAAGCUUCUCUGAAAUACAGAAUUUUGUAAUUAGAUUUUCUAUCUAAAGUUUUUUUAAUAUUAAAAUUAUAAUAAUUCUUACAAAAAUCUGGAAACAAAUUCCUGGUAUUGAUAGUAUAAUAAUACAAGUGCUAUGUUUUUAAAACAAAAUAACAUUACUAUUUUUGUUCUUCAAUCAUUAUGAGAGCAAAAGAGUAUCAUGGGACGUUUAAAACCUGCAAGUCUUAAAAUAUAUUUAAAUUAAACUUGUUUUAUACAAAAGAAAAAAAAACUUUGUAUGAGUAAAUUGGUAUGAACCGCCACACAAUUAAAAAUUUAUUGAUAACCAUUUCUUUCAGCCAGGAGUCAGGAUUUUACAGCACACCAACGGAAAGUGCAUUAUCACUAAUGUGAAAAUUCCAUGGCACCUGGCCCAAGGGUCAAUUUUUAAGAUAAGUCAUACCAUCCCUAAGGCUUAAAAAGAAUAAAAGUUAAUUAUAUUACAAUGAAUAGUAUAAAGUAAAAAUGGUGGGGUCAUCUGCGAACACUUUAAGAAAUAGGUUUCUUUCUUGGACAUCUGAAGGUCAUCGUUUCUU